AUGGAUUCUAAUCUGCUGGAAGAACAAUUUCCAGACUUUGAAACGUUGGAAACGUUCAGAAGUCCUUUUCAAGAUACACCCGAAACAAAGUACGAGUGCGAUAUAUGCUUCAAGAUCUUCAGAAAUGGUACUUUUGCCAGGGAGCACAUGAAGUCAAUAAUAGAGAUAGAUUCUAGUUCCACCGUAAUUAUAGUGGUUUCAGAUGAUGAGGAUGAAUCCAAUGAAAACAUAACUAUAUUUGAGGAAGAGUAUAUAACUGAUAAACAUGAGGAAGACGACCCGAUAAACUUCGAACACAAUGGGAAAAUUUCGAAUAUUCGACCAAUAAAUAACGACAAGAAAUCAAAAACGGUUUAUAAUUAUGCUAAGAAGCAUAUAACGGUAUAUGGCAAUAAUAUAUAUUCUACAACAUCUCACCCGAGGUCCGAUUUUGUAGAACAACAGAAGCUUUCAAUACCAUCCAAAGAUUUCAAGAAAAAUACUGGAUUGAGUAAUGGUUCUACAACUGAAAUAUCUUUUACAGCUGAGAUUGAUACAAUUUCAGAUUCAUUUCUCAAUGAAUACAUUGAUUCAGAUGCUCCAGAUUUAGCGACCAAUGCACAGUGUGGUUCAUAUACUAAUUCUGAUCCAGCGUCCAACAAACUAUUCAGUAAUGAAUUAGAUACAGAAGAGAAGGAUGAAACGAAUUCUGCUGAGAUUAAGGAUAGAAAAAAAGUUAUACGUUUUCGGUGUAAAAUAUGUCAGACCAUUAUCUUCAGUGGUGAGAGCUUCAACGAUCACCUUAGAUCCCAUCGUGCCGAAUAUGAAACAGUAGAAUGUAACCUCUGUAAAAGGUCGAUGAAUAGGAAAGAUCUGCAAAACCACAAAAACACGUCACACAAAGGAAAAGUUCCUGGAUUUGUGAAGUGUUCCGAAUGCGAUAAAGAAUAUUUAAAUAGUAACAGUUUACACAAACACUACACGUAUCACCACAAAGAGUUCGGUUUCGAGGACCCGUCGAUAAAAGUGUGCGAAAUUUGCGGACGCAGAUGUCGUGGCAACAACGCUUUCCAAAAUCAUCACAGAACGCAUACCGGUGAAAAACCGUUCCUGUGUUCCGUCUGUCCGAAAUCGUUCAGAAUUGCGGAUGCUCUGAAAAGACACAUGAGGAUCCACACUGGUGAGAAACCGAUGACUUGCAAAUAUUGUGGAAGGCGAUCCAAAAAGAGAGUGUCGAAACCCCGUAAGAGUAGGAACAAAAACAAACCGAACGAAAUACGUAAAGAAAGUAGAAAGUACUGUAAAUUCACCUUGGAAGAUUUCGUAAACUUGAACGACGUAACUCAGCCUUUCACCUGCAAAAUGUGCUCAAAACUGUGCAACACUCAUCUAGACUAUGGAUUGCACUCCAUAACGCACAACGAAAACGGCCUCUACGUUUGUCACAUGUGCGACUUCGCGAACGAAUCGAAAGACGUUUUCAAAAAACAUAUCAAAAGCCACGACCUCUAUAAGUGCGUCAAAUGUAACAAAAUACUCAAAACUCGGUUAUCCGCCUACAAACAUUCCAAAUCUCAUUCCACACAGAACAAAGUGCAGUGCGAGAUAUGCGGAAAACACCUUAAAAAGCAGUGCUUGUACCUUCACAAGCGAAUGCUCCAUUCCGAAAAUAAGGCUUCCAUGGCCACCAAGUGCCCCAUAUGCGGCAAGGAGUAUCAAAACCCAAGCAGUUUGAGACAGCACUACUCCUCGACCCACCGAGAAGUGGGAAUCGACGUAUCCGUAGUUUGUGACAUAUGCGGCAUGAGGCUAGCCAGCAAAGCAACGCUGCCUCAGCAUCUCAGAACGCAUACUGGGGAUAAACCUUUCGCUUGUGAUGCUUGCCCCAAACGUUUCAUUUCUAAGGAUAUCCUAUCAGCCCACAAGAGAAUCCACACUGGAGAAAAACCGUACGAGUGCAAAAUAAAAACUCUGGAACUGAAACUCAAGAAACCAAGAAAGAAGAGUCAAGUUUCGAUGGAGGAUCCAGAUUUUGUUAUGUUGGAUAAAAAAAUUCCCCGUAAAAAACGAGAAAUAAAAUCAGAACCAGACAUCACCCUGGAAAAAUUCGUGAAUCUCAAUGAAGUAACGGAACCUCUGGUUUGCAAGAUAUGCUCCAUGACCUACAUGAGCCAUGUAGAUUUUGGAUUACAUUCCAGAGUGCAUAACGAAGAUGGUUUAUUUUCCUGCCAUAUGUGCGACUAUAGAAAGGAUGCCAAAAAAACCUUCAAGAUUCAUAUCAAGAGCCACGAUCUGUUCAAGUGCGAGAAAUGCGGAAGGAUAUUGAAAAGCAAGUUAUGUGCAUACAAACAUUCUAAAUCACAUUCCGGUAAUAACACUGUCCAAUGCGAGAUUUGCGGCAAACAUCUGAAAAAGCAGUGUCUUCCAAUCCAUAAGAAAAUCUUGCACUGCGAUGACAGAAACGCACUUAUAACGAAAUGCCCUAUUUGCAGCAAGGAAUAUCAAAAUCCCAGCAGCUUGAGACAGCACUACUCCGCCAUUCACAAGGAGCUGGGAAUCGACGUUUCGGUCGUUUGUGACAUCUGCGGAAUGAGACUCUCCUGCAAGGGCAAGCUGCCACAGCACCUACGUACACAUACAGGAGACAAACCGUUCGCUUGUGAUUUUUGCCCAAAAAAAUUUAUAGCGAAAGACAUACUAGCAGCGCAUUUGAGGGUGCAUACAGGAGAAAAACCAUACGAGUGUGGGUUUUGUGGAAAAAAAUUUGCCCACAGCGCUCCUUAUAGAUUGAAAAUCAGCAAGAAGACUCGAUCUUCUAUGAAGUUACGCUGUCAGAAACGGUCGAGUAAGGAAACGAAAGAGAACAAAUCUGUCGACGUCGGUCAAGACCCAGAUUUCCAACCAUUAAGCAAACCUACAGCUAAAAAGACGAAGCACCGAAACUCCGAUGAAUUACUGAAGUUGAUACUUGAAAAUUUCACCAGCCUGAAUGAAACAAAAGAACCCCUAGAAUGUAGUUAUUGCUCGAAGUUGUUCAACACCCACAUGGAUUUUGGUCUGCAUUCGAAAUUUCACAACAAGGAUGGACAUUUUUCCUGUCAUUUAUGCGAAUACAGGAAAGACACUAAAAAAACUUUUGAAAACCAUAUCAGAGGUCAUGAUCUCUAUAAAUGCCAAAAGUGUGGUAAAAUUAUGAGAAGCAGGCGGUGGGCUUAUAAACAUUUGAAAGCUCACACUCUCACUAACAACCUGCAGUGCGAAAUUUGCGGCAAACACCUAAAAAAAGAAUCUCUCGCAACACAUCUGAAACUCAUCCAUGCAGAAGAUAGGAGUUCUCUCAUAACAAAAUGCCCAAUUUGCAACAAAGAGUACCUCAAUGCCGGUAGUCUAAGACAACAUUACUCCAGAGCACAUAAGGAGCUGGGUAUAGAUAUUUCUGUAGUUUGUGACAUAUGUGGUUUGCGACUGUCAUGCAAGAGUAAGCUAAAACCGCACAUAAUGACCCACACCGGGGAUAAACCGUUCGCUUGUGCCCUGUGUCCAAAAAAAUUUGUUGUCAAGGAUAAACUGAACGCUCAUAUGAGGGUGCACACAGGGGAAAAGCCAUACGAAUGCAGAUAUUGCGGGAAAAAGUUUGGCCAGGAUGGACCGUACAGAUAUCACAUAAAAACACAUACCGGAACUUACUAUGAUCCAAACGCUAAGAGAACCUACAUUCAAGAAGUAAUGUCUCGUUAA
Molecule: messenger RNA, 3717 nt
Organism: Leptinotarsa decemlineata (Colorado potato beetle)
Lineage: Eukaryota; Metazoa; Arthropoda; Insecta; Coleoptera; Chrysomelidae
Biological process (GO): regulation of transcription by RNA polymerase II
Cellular component (GO): nucleus; nucleoplasm
Molecular function (GO): RNA polymerase II cis-regulatory region sequence-specific DNA binding; zinc ion binding; DNA-binding transcription activator activity, RNA polymerase II-specific
Source: RefSeq, a predicted model, not a curated record